This is a messenger RNA of Geodia barretti, 525 nucleotides long. Lineage: Eukaryota; Metazoa; Porifera; Demospongiae; Tetractinellida; Geodiidae. The record is from the annotation of a GenBank genome assembly.
AUGCCGAGAGUAGCGCUUGAUUUAGAGCAGAAAUCCGACCUGUCCAUCAUCAAGUCGGAUGGCUGGCGCGUAGCGCUGGGCCUGGAGCCCGGCGAACCCAACCAGGGAUUGGUGGCAGAGAAGCUGGCCAGCGAGGCCAGAUUGCCAGACUACGACGAUUCCUCGUGGGAGAGCGGGUCCGAUUUUCAGAAACGUUAUUCGGUAGGAUUUACGUUCGCGUGGUAUCGGUUGCGUUUCAUUAUGCCUGACGCGGUAAAGGGACAGGAUGUGUCGACAUGCCGGGUAUUCUUUGAGACCAACGUGGAUAACUACGGCGAGGUUUUCGUUGACGGAAAAAUCGACCGCAACAUCGGGGUGGUGACUGGGAAUAACACGCCGAAACGUGUGCUGGUUGAAGAACCGGGCCAACCGGGCCAGGAACACGUUAUUGCGGUGCUGGUGGCCAACGCUCCGUUGGGCGAGCCAGUGGGUUCAAUAUUCAUGCGCCACGCAACACUGGCAUUUGAGUCACAGCCCCCGCGCUAA